UCUUCAACAACUAUUUUUUUGGGGUUAAAUAACAACAACUUAUUUUAAAUAUACAAUCUUGUUUUCGGAAUAUAUCAUUCAUUCCCGAGAUGAAGAGUUUAUAUUUUCGAAAAAGGAGUUACUAGAAAUAGACAGAAGCUGUUAAAAGAAAUAAUUAAAAACAGAAGAGAAAAAAACAGAGCUGAUAAAUAUCCAACAACUUAACAAACCAAACACUUCCAAAACAGUCAUCGCACAAAAACAGAACCUAUCUUUAUUUUCUUGAGAGAGACAGAGAGAGAUAAAGGAAAAAUCUUUUGUUCUUGUCUGAAAAAAAACCUCACGACAGAUCGGAAAGAGUAAGCUUAUCAAGAAUAAUUGUUCAAUCAGACAAGAUCUUAGUUGGAAUGAGAAGAGAAGUUGUUGAGUCGGUGAGCACCAAUGCUUCUAAUGAAAGGGUUCACGUGGCUCCCAAGAUAGCUGCAGAGGAAGAAGAUUAUGAGGUGAAAGAAUGCACUGAGGAGAAUUCUCUCUCUCUGAAUCAUAAAUCUUCUAAUAAUGAUUUGAAGAAGAAACAUUUGGAUGAACAAGAUGAUUGUUCUGUCGCUUCUUCGGUGAAGAAUGCUACGUCUAAAGUAACUCAUGGAACCGCUCCCCGAUUUAGGAGUGCUCAGCGAGCUGAGAAACGCAAAGAGUAUUAUCAAAAGCUUGAAGAGAAACACCAAGCACUUGAAGCCGAAAGGAUCGAGCUUGAACAAAGGCAAAAGGAAGAACAAGAAGCAGCCAUUAAACAGCUUCGAAAAAACCUUAAGUUUAAGGCUAAUCCCGUUCCCGACUUCUAUUACCAAGGACCUCCCGUGAAACCAGAGCUUAAGAAGUUUCCUUUGACGCGUCCUAAGUCGCCGAAACUCAAUCUGUCCAGGAGAAAGAGCUGUAGCGAUGCGAUUACCUCGUCUGGUGAAGAGAAUUCGAAGUCACAGAACCGCCAAAGCGUGGUAGAAUAGGGUUGAAAGCUGUGAAUGUGAAUGAUUCCUCUCAAGAAGAUUCCAUGGAGGAAGAUGUUUACAUAAACUAAUUUUACUAUUCCGGAGAAAACCAAACUUUAUCUCCUGUAUUUGUUCGGUUUCACAAUCGUUCUCCUCCAACGAUUAUUGAUUGUUUUUUUUUUUUUUUUGUUUUUCACGUCUGUCUCUACUUGAUUUCGGUUUUAAUUUUACGUAACGUUUAAAUCUGAAACUGUAUAUUUUAACUGUGUUGUGGAAUCUUGCAUCUAAAGUUUGCAUGGAUUAUGUCGGUCGUUGAUUUGUACGAACUAAUAAUACGUUUGUUGUGAUUUUA
Arabidopsis lyrata subsp. lyrata is the source of this 1317-nucleotide messenger RNA. RefSeq names its product protein WAVE-DAMPENED 2. Gene Ontology annotation, molecular function: microtubule binding. The record is from RefSeq and is a predicted model, not a curated record. Gene Ontology annotation, biological process: microtubule cytoskeleton organization. NCBI's taxonomy places the organism in Eukaryota, Viridiplantae, Streptophyta, Magnoliopsida, Brassicales, Brassicaceae. The transcript is spliced from 6 exons. Bases 387 to 983 code for a protein of 198 amino acids.